Messenger RNA from Panonychus citri (citrus red mite), 1020 nucleotides. RefSeq lists its product as uncharacterized. Lineage: Eukaryota; Metazoa; Arthropoda; Arachnida; Trombidiformes; Tetranychidae. The coding region runs from base 109 to 774 and encodes 221 amino acids. The record is from RefSeq and is a predicted model, not a curated record. Gene Ontology annotation, molecular function: S-adenosylmethionine-dependent methyltransferase activity. The transcript has 4 exons.
CUUUUGUCAACAAUUAUUCAACUCAUAAAUGUCAGUUGAGUUUCUCAGGUUGUUUAAUUGUUGUUAAUUUUGAAAUUGAGGGUUUAAUUAAAGUUAAUUUUAUCAAUCAUGACGUCCGAAGGUAAAAUGUCAAUAAAUAUUGAAAACGUCCUAAGGCCAAUGGCUAAAGAUGAAUGUGCCAAUUUGUACAACGAAUGGAGUGAUAAAUAUGAUUCGGAUAUGAAUGUUUGGCAAUACGAUGCCCCACAAGGAACUGCUACUCGAUUUACUGAAUUAAAUUUACCAAAGGAAAGUAAAAUUCUUGAUUGUGGAGCUGGAACUGGAUUAUUGUCCCACUUUCUAAAGCCUUUCGGUUACACAAACAUCGACGCUCUUGAUGGGUGUGAAAAGAUGCUCGAAAAGGCCAAACAGAAAGAUUUGUACAGAAAUUAUUUCAUCUCAUUUGUUGGACCUGAUAUUACACUUCCAAUGGAAGAGGCUACUUAUGAUGCUAUUGUUAUGUGCGGGAUUUUUACUCCAGGUCACUUUCCUAUCGCUUAUGGGACAUUUGUCCAGCUUUUGAGAGUCAUCAAAAAAGGCGGUAUUUUAUCAUGGGGAAUGACAGAUCCUGAUCACUAUGCUGAUAUUGAUCCUGAUUAUGCGAAUAAAAACUUUCAGAAUAUUCUUCAUCAAUUGACUGAAAACAAAUUGAUCGAAACGGUUACUGGACAUCCGAAAGAACUGCCCUCUGUCCAGCCAAAGGAAAGAUUUUUCUAUGCUGUUCGAAAACUCUGAACUCGAUAUUAAUUGUGAUUUGACUUUCAUUUCUUGAUGAUUCAGAUCAACUGUUUGUCUUUGCCAAAGUCAAUUUACAGUUAUUAACACAUCAAUAGUGUUAUUUAAUUAUCUCUUAUAUUAAAGACACAUCAUCAUAAUCAAUCUAAACAAUUAAACAACAAUUAAUUUUGUCAAUGUGGAAAUACUAGAUGAUUGAAGAUGGGAAACAAUUAAUUGUCUACAAAUAAAUUGUCAUUGAUUGAA